AUGUCUACGAGCGUUGAGAAAGCAAUUCCCUUGGAGUUCGACUUGGGCAACAUGAGUGCCUUUGAUGUGACCCCCUUAGACCAAACGAAAUUGAACUCUCAAAAUAGUCGGGAAAAAGAAGAUUAUUUGGCAUCUAUGGCUCGUGAUAAUACUCAGUUGCUUGUCAACAAAAUGUUGGCUUUACCUAAAGAACGAACUCAAGAUGGCGUAUUGCUUGCUUUGCCCGAAACUACCACUCCCACUCCGAGAGCUAAGCAUUUGCCCAAGCCUAAACCAGAAACGAAAUGGGCACGCUUUGCUCGCCUUAAGGGUAUAGCACCCAAGAAGCGCGAAGGAAAAUUGGUUUUCGACGAGGCUUCAGGAGAAUGGGUUCCUAAAUGGGGAUAUAAAGGCAAGAACAAAGAGUUGGAUACUCAAUGGAUCGUUGAAGACGGAGAAAGGGAAAAGAAGAUGACUUCAAAGCAAGUCAGACAUAGUUCCAGAGACGCUAAACGCACUCGUCGGUAA
Molecule: messenger RNA, 507 nt
Organism: Schizosaccharomyces osmophilus
Lineage: Eukaryota; Fungi; Ascomycota; Schizosaccharomycetes; Schizosaccharomycetales; Schizosaccharomycetaceae
Gene: rrs1
Product: ribosome biogenesis protein Rrs1
Exons: 1
Coding region: 1-507 (168 amino acids)
Biological process (GO): ribosomal large subunit biogenesis; ribosome biogenesis; endonucleolytic cleavage in ITS1 to separate SSU-rRNA from 5.8S rRNA and LSU-rRNA from tricistronic rRNA transcript (SSU-rRNA, 5.8S rRNA, LSU-rRNA)
Cellular component (GO): nucleolus; nucleus; preribosome, large subunit precursor
Molecular function (GO): protein binding
Source: RefSeq, a predicted model, not a curated record